Messenger RNA from Triticum aestivum (bread wheat), 567 nucleotides. RefSeq lists its product as uncharacterized. The transcript has 3 exons. Lineage: Eukaryota; Viridiplantae; Streptophyta; Magnoliopsida; Poales; Poaceae. Bases 16 to 567 code for a protein of 183 amino acids. The record is from RefSeq and is a predicted model, not a curated record.
UCGAUCGAUCCAUCGAUGGAGGCCAGGCGACAGCGCCACCGCCGCGUGUCGCCGCCGCUGCUGGUGCUGGUGGCGGUGGUGAUCGCGGCCGGGCGCUGCGGCGCGCAGGUGCCGGUCCCGGCGAGGACGAACGGGUUCGUGUACGGGGGGCAGGCGUGGGCGCCGGCGUGGGGCGAGGCGGUGGUCGUCGAGGCCUUCUUCGACCCGCUCUGCCCCGACAGCCGCGACGCCUGGCCGCCGCUGCGGAGGGCCGCCGACCACUUUGGCGCCCGCCGCGUCGCCGUCGUCAUCCACCUCUUCCCGCUCCCAGCGGCGGUGGUCGCCAAAAUAGCGAACAACCUGGUCACCCCCGUCAUUGGCGAAGCCAAUUUGGCUGCAUAUAGAGCAGGCUUCAACGACUCACGGUCGGAUCAGGCCGCAAGGAUUUCCUUCAAGUUUGGUUGUGCACGAGGUGUCACGGGGACACCUUACUACUUUGUUAAUGGCAUACCACUUGGUGACCUUGAUUUUCCUCUGGACUAUGACAAGUGGGUAUCCACACUUGAUCCAUUGGUUGGCAAGAUGUAG